Molecule: messenger RNA, 2131 nt
Organism: Macrobrachium nipponense
Lineage: Eukaryota; Metazoa; Arthropoda; Malacostraca; Decapoda; Palaemonidae
Product: hatching enzyme 1.2-like
Exons: 15
Coding region: 433-2004 (523 amino acids)
Biological process (GO): proteolysis
Molecular function (GO): zinc ion binding; metalloendopeptidase activity
Source: RefSeq, a predicted model, not a curated record
AUCCAUACAUCUUAUUGAAGCUAACAAUAGAUUACCACAGAUACUAUGACAUUUGGAAAGUUUUUUAAGUCUGCAUUACUUACAUUACUAAUAUAGAUAAAAUUUAUCACAGUUAACAAAAGGCUACCUUGAAAUAGUUGUCAAAUAUGACAAUAAUAUUGGAACGUUAUCCUUUUCCUUACCUUGACUGUUGUCGACUGUAACUACACCUUUUGAAUACACAGUGAUAGGGAUUCAAGUAUUUCAUCAAGUUCAUUAGUCGCCAUGAAAUUUGUUCGGUAAUCCUUUUUUGAGGAAUCAUCUACCUCAUUGUUCAAAUAUGCCAGGCAACAUACUACAUCCACUUGAUUUAAAAAAAAAAAAAAAAAAAACCUCAUGAGAGAAUACUGGGGUUAUAUUGUCUGCCAGAUAAGGUCAUUGUAGAAGGUUUUCAUGUUCUUCGCAGAUCCAUAUUUAUCAAAGAAUAUGUGGCUGUGGUCCGUGGCCUGGUCGGUAGUAUGGUUGGACCAAACGAUAUGGGCUCUUCCUUCAAACCCGAGAUCCUCUGACCCACACAUACAAGGUGAAGGUAUCUACCCUGAGUCCUUCCAUCCUUCGCAUUUCGACUUGCCCUUGGGGAAUCCUGACACGAUGGAGACUGACAUCCCGGGAGCUCCAUUAAGUCCGAAUGAUUUCGAAAAUAGUGAGGUGAUGAUUCACGAAUCGAUCGACAUCAGCCACCAGGCGGACCCGAUCGAGCUGGCUGGGCUCUUCCAGGGCGACAUCAUACUUGACCCGGAGGAUCAGUUAGAGAAACUGGCCAAGCUGAACACGACGAGAAGAGGACGCAGCGCCAUGAUCGACAUCCAUCGUCGGUGGCCCAAUGGCGUCAUUCCAUACGUGAUCUCACAGACCUACGAUGAGAACGAGAGAGCGACGAUCGCCAAGGCCAUGAGCGAAUACCACAACAAGACCUGCAUCCGCUUCGUCCCUCGAACUGUUGAGAAGGAUUACAUCCACAUCCUGAAAGGAGACGGUAAUCUUUCCAGGUGCUCAAGCUCCGUCGGCAGGGUAUCAGGUGCCCAGCCCGUCUCCUUGGGUCCCGGGUGCUUGUACGCGGGCAUCGUCAUGCACGAAUUCAUGCACGCCGCUGGAUUCUGGCACGAGCAGUCCAGGUACGACCGCGACAAUUACAUCACCAUCAACAAGCUCAACGUGAAGGACGGAAUGUGGUUCAACUUCGAGAAGUACAACUGGGACAAAAUUCAGAGUCUCGGUGUCCCCUACGAUCUCGAGUCGGUUAUGCACUACGGUCCCUACGCCUUCGCCGCCAAAGAGGGUCAGCCGACGAUAAUCCCGAGGGACACUGGUGUCGAAAUCGGUCAGAGAAGAGGAUUUUCAAAAAGUGACAUCGAGAAACUGCAGAAGCUGUAUAACUGCGCCGACACGUCAGUGGAAUUCGCGUCCACAAGCACCUCAAUGCCUCUUCUGGAACCAUCCACAGAGGAAUGCAUCGACAACAACGAGAAGUAUUGCCAGCCGUGGGCCGAUCGAGGGGAGUGCGAGAACAACCCAACUUGGAUGAGCGUCAACUGCCGGAAGGCCUGCAGACAAUGCGUAAUACCAGGUGGUGCUGCAGGUAAGGAGUGCCAGGAUCAUGACAUCCACUGCGGCACUUGGAUGGAGGCCGGCGAGUGCACUCGAAAUCCCGACUACAUGUCCCUCUUCUGUAAAAAGUCCUGCGAGAUUUGUCGGGAUCACGAACAGGGUAAGGAGUGCCAGGAUCAUAACAUCCACUGCGGCACUUGGAUGGAGGCCGAAGAGUGCACUCGAAACCCGGCCUACAUGUCCCUCUUCUGUAAAAAGUCCUGCGGGAUCUGUCACGAUCACGAGAUGGACUUGCCGAUCCAGAGGAAAUGCGAAGACAAGAACAAGUUCUGCGAAGCCUGGUCCACGAUGGGACAGUGCCGUACCAAUCCGAAAUACAUGAUCGUCUAUUGCCGGAAGUCUUGUAAUGCCUGUUGAACUGAAUUGAUUUUCUUUCCAAGCAGUUGAACGCUUCGGCGUGACAAAAGUGCUAUCAGCUGUGCAACAUGUAAUCUUCGUUCAGGGAUGAUCAAAUUACCUACAUAAACUUAAAAAACCUUUGGAA